Drosophila ficusphila is the source of this 1079-nucleotide messenger RNA. RefSeq lists its product as uncharacterized. The record is from RefSeq and is a predicted model, not a curated record. The transcript has 2 exons. NCBI's taxonomy places the organism in Eukaryota, Metazoa, Arthropoda, Insecta, Diptera, Drosophilidae. The coding region runs from base 343 to 750 and encodes 135 amino acids.
GAACAGUUGAAGCGCACGCUCAGCGGCGAUAGCAUCGAGAAUCGAAUCGAAUCAGUUACACAAACAGCAAUCAGCAAUCACCAAUCAGCAAUCAGCCCCGGGGGCCAACAAGGUGUUAAGCGAUCAUAAAGAUAAUAAAGACAUCGUCCCGCAAUCCACGAUCAAUCAGAACGACUUCGAAAGUCCGCGAGUGCGCACGCCCAUAAAAAGCUGAUCUUAAUCGAAAUCGGAACAAGUGACAAGUGACCCAACCAGACGGCAAACAGGAUACUACCGUAAUCCCAAUCAAAAUCGGACGGCCAUUAAACGGUACCCAACGACCAACUCAACAGCCCCACAAAGAUGUUUGCGCACACUUGGCAAGUUUCCUCUUUGAUCCUGGUGAUCCUGGCAGCUACGACGAUGGCAGCUCCCCAACUGCAGGAUGUUCCCCACGCUCUUCUGGACAUUGAGACGCCCAACCAGUUCAGCUAUAACUCCCCUUUGAAACAACCGGGUAGUCUGGAAUCCAGGCCCUACUUUGACUUCCUGAGCACUCUGUACGCUCACGAUACGGCCAAGUCGAAUCUGUUUAGGCCUUACGCGGGUCGCCAGCGCCGGGAUGUGGAGGCCAAGCUGCUGGACCGUCCUCGCAGGGCCAUCGUUUUCCGACCCCUGUUCGUCUACAAGCAGCAGGAGAUCCGCCGGCAGGAGAUCAAGGACAGGAACGCCGAGAGACGCCACGACCUGAACCGCAUCUACCGGCUGUAGUUGCCCUCCUCCUCCAGUGUCCAUCCGGCCAACGCGGAUUGUUGGCCUUCUACAGGGUCCUCUAGCACUUAGCCACCUCCACUGUGUCCUAGCCUUAAGUACUUGCACUGCAGCACGACGAGAGAGAGCACUCAUCGCUGAAUAUUGUAUGUUUUUUAUCGUUUAUCGAUUAUCGUAUAUUGUAUAUUGUAUAUCGUGUAUUGUAUAUCCAUUCGCACCGCCACCACAAAGCCACAUCCUCGUAGAUUAAGCCCAGUUGAUUGUUAUGCCCCGCCUGUUAUCGCGAUCCGACGUUUGAUUAAAGCUGACAAAACUGAUUUUGACAUGAA